Cariama cristata (Red-legged seriema) is the source of this 1654-nucleotide messenger RNA. RefSeq names its product protein transport protein Sec31A. The record is from RefSeq and is a predicted model, not a curated record. Gene Ontology annotation, cellular component: COPII vesicle coat; endoplasmic reticulum exit site. Gene Ontology annotation, molecular function: protein binding; structural molecule activity. Gene Ontology annotation, biological process: COPII-coated vesicle cargo loading; intracellular protein transport; endoplasmic reticulum organization. The annotation marks the transcript as partial. NCBI's taxonomy places the organism in Eukaryota, Metazoa, Chordata, Aves, Cariamiformes, Cariamidae. The transcript is spliced from 13 exons.
UUAUUUUUUCAGUGAAAUGAAGCUGAAGGCAAUUGAUCGUACUGCCAUGCAGGCAUGGAGCCCUGCCCAGCAGCACCCCAUUUACCUGGCCACAGGUACAUCAGCUCAACAGCUGGAUGCAACCUUCAGUACAAGUGCUUCUCUAGAAAUAUUUGAGUUGGACUUAUCAGACCCUUCGUUGGAUAUGAAGUCCUGUGCCACCUUCUCCUCCUCUCACAGGUACCACAAGCUCAUCUGGGGGCCGCACAGCAUGACCUCGAGUGAGAGAGUGUCCGGAGUUCUGAUUGCUGGGGGUGAAAAUGGAAAUGUCAUUCUGUACGACCCAGCCAAAAUCGUAGCUGGAGAUGCUGAAGUAAUAAUUGCCCAGAAAGACAAGCACACGGGACCAGUAAGAGCACUUGAUGUCAACAUGUUCCAGACUAAUCUGGUGGCCUCUGGUGCUAAUGAAUCUGAAAUCUAUAUCUGGGACUUGAACAAUUUUGCCACGCCAAUGACACCAGGAGUAAAGACGCAGCCUCUGGAGGACAUCAGCUGCAUUGCGUGGAACAGGCAAGUCCAGCACAUCUUGGCAUCCGCCAGCCCUAGCGGCCGAGCUACCGUGUGGGAUCUCAGGAAGAACGAACCCAUCAUCAAAGUCAGCGACCACAAUAACCGGAUGCACUGCUCAGGCCUUGCAUGGCACCCUGAUGUUGCUACCCAGAUGGUUUUGGCCUCAGAAGAUGACAGGUUGCCCGUGAUUCAGAUGUGGGACCUAAGAUUUGCCUCCUCACCACUUCGUGUUCUAGAAAGCCACACAAGGGGUAUAUUGGCCAUUGCUUGGAGUAUGGCAGAUUCAGAGCUGCUACUUAGCUGUGGGAAGGAUGCUAAAAUUCUCUGCUCCAACCCUAACACAGGCGAGGUGCUGUAUGAGUUACCCACGAACACACAGUGGUGCUUUGAUAUCCAGUGGUGUCCCAGAAACCCUGCUAUCUUGUCAGCGGCUUCGUUCGACGGGCGGAUCAGCAUUUACUCCAUCAUGGGAGGCAGCACAGAUGGCUUGAGGCAGAAGCAAGUUGACCAGCUUUCAUCGUCUUUUGGGAACCUCGAUCCAUUUGGUACAGGACAGCCCCUCCCUCCCCUGCAGCUUCCCCAGCAGACCACCCCACAGAGUGUCAUUUUGCCCCUAAAGAAACCACCCAAAUGGAUCCGGCGACCUGUGGGAGCAUCAUUUUCGUUCGGAGGCAAGCUGGUUACAUUUGAGAAUGCCAAGUCUCAGCAGCAGCCAGGCAUCGAGCAGCAGCAGCAGCAUCACCACGUCUACGUGAGCCAGGUUGUUACAGAGAAGGAGUUCCUGACCCGCUCGAACCAGCUGCAGGAGGCUGUUCAGUCCGAAGGCUUUGUCAACUACUGCCAGAAGAAAAUCGACACGGCCCAGGCUGACUUUGACAAAAAUGUGUGGGCCUUCUUAAAGGUGAACUUUGAAGAAGAUUCACGUGUUAAAUACCUUGAGCUCUUGGGGUACAGGAAAGAUGAUCUGAAGAACAAGAUAACAUCUGCUCUGAAUAAAGAGAGUGUUGCAGAUGGUGACUUGGGAGAGGCUCCUGCCGAAUCUGAUGAAUCUGUGCCGAAGGAGGGGGACGAAGGCCAGGCUACAGAGGAGCAAUUUUUGGGACAG